AGCUGAGCUGUCCGGGCGAGGUUGGAUCACCUGCCACCGGCAAAAGGGAGCGGGUGAUCUCCUGGGGCGUGAGUGGUGGGCAGGACCGCGCCUGGCUCGAGGGGGGCGGGCUCCCCGGUCUUCUCUAUUAGGAGAGGACGAGAAGAUCCUCGGCAUUUAAAGAGGAAGUGUCCGCGACGAUUGCCAGGAUCUGUCAGAUCCCUGCCGAGACGGAGGAGCCGCAGCUUCUAGUCCAGGGCGACGGGGAUCCCUGGGGGGAAGGGGUGCCCCGUUGUAAUCCCUGGGCCCGGGAUCGAGGGCCCAGAGACCGGGCACCAUGGCGUCCAUCCUGGAUGAAUAUGAGGACUCCCUGUCCCGCUCGGCCGUCUUGCAGCCUGGCUGCCCCAGCGUGGGCAUUCCUCACUCCGGGUAUGUGAAUGCCCAACUAGAGAAGGAAGUGCCCAUCUUCACGAAACAGCGCAUUGACUUUACUCCUUCAGAGCGCAUCACCAGUCUUGUUGUCUCCUGCAAUCAACUCUGCAUGAGCCUGGGCAAGGACACACUGCUCCGCAUUGACCUGGGCAAAGCAAAUGAACCCAACCACAUGGAGCUGGGGCGCAAGGAUGAUGCCAAAGUUCACAAGAUGUUCCUGGACCAUACUGGCUCUCACCUGCUGAUUGCUCUGAGCAGCACUGAAGUCCUCUAUGUGAACCGUAAUGGACAGAAGGUACGGCCACUAGCACGCUGGAAGGGACAGCUGGUGGAGAGUGUGGGUUGGAACAAGGCACUAGGCACUGAAAGCAGCACAGGCCCCAUCUUGGUCGGCACUGCCCAAGGCCAGAUCUUCGAAGCAGAGCUCUCAGCCAAUGAGGGUGGACUUUUCGGCCCUGCUCCGGAUCUCUACUUCCGCCCAUUGUAUGUGCUAAAUGAAGAAGGGGGUCCAGCACCUGUGUGCUCUCUGGAGGCGGAGCGAGGCCCCGAUGGCCGUGGCUUUGUUAUUGCUACUACUCGCCAACGCCUCUUCCAGUUUUUAAGCCGAACAGCAGAGGGGACUGAGGGCCAGGGCUUCUCAGGGCUUUUUGCUGCCUAUGCUGACCACCCACCCCCAUUCCGUGAGUUCCCCAGCAGUCUGGGCUACAGUGAGUUGGCCUUCUAUACUCCCAAGUUGCGCUCUGCACCCCGGGCUUUCGCCUGGAUGAUGGGGGAUGGCGUGUUGUAUGGAUCGUUGGACUGUGGGCGUCCUGACUCCCUGCUGAGUGAGGAACGAGUUUGGGAAUACCCAGAGGGGGUUGGUCCAGGAGCCAGCCCACCCCUGGCCAUUGUCCUGACCCAGUUCCACUUCCUGCUGCUGCUGGCAGACCGGGUGGAGGCGGUGUGCACACUGACAGGGCAGGUGGUGCUGCGGGAUCACUUCCUGGAGAAGUUUGGGCCACUGAAACACAUGGUGAAGGACUCCUCCACGGGCCACCUGUGGGCCUACACCGAGCGUGCUGUCUUUCGCUACCAUGUUCAGCGGGAGUCCCGAGAUGUUUGGCGCACCUAUUUGGACAUGAACCGCUUUGACCUGGCCAAAGAGUAUUGUCGAGAGCGGCCUGACUGCCUGGACACAGUGCUGUCUCGGGAGGCUGAUUUCUGCUUUCGCCAGCGUCGUUACCUGGAGAGCGCCCGCUGCUAUGCCUUGACCCAAAGCUACUUUGAGGAGAUUGCCCUCAAGUUCUUGGAGGCCCGACAGGAAGAGGCACUGGCUGAAUUCUUGCAGCGAAAACUGGGUGGUUUGAAGCCAGCCGAGCGUACGCAGGCCACCCUGCUUACCACCUGGCUGACAGAGCUCUAUUUGAGCCGACUCGGGGCCCUGCAGGGUGAUCCAGACGCCCUGAACCUCUACCGGGAAACGAGGGAGCGCUUCCGGGACUUCCUCAGCAGCCCUCGCCACAAGGAGUGGCUCUUCGCCAGCCGGGCCUCCAUCCACGAGCUGCUGGCCAGCCAUGGGGACGCAGAACACAUGGUGUACUUUGCUGUGAUCAUGCAGGACUAUGAGCGAGUGGUGGCAUACCACUGCCAGCAUGAAUCUUAUGAGGAGGCCCUGGCUGUGCUUGCCCGACAUCGUGACCCCCAGCUCUUCUACAAGUUUUCACCCAUCCUCAUCCGCCACAUCCCCUGCCAGUUGGUGGAUGCCUGGAUUGAGUUGGGCAGCAGGCUGGAUGCCCGGCAGCUCAUCCCUGCCCUGGUGAACUACAGCCAGGGUGGCGAGGCCCAGCAAGUAAGCCAGGCCAUCCGCUACAUGGAGUUCUGCGUGAACGUGCUGGGCGAGACUGAGCAGGCCAUUCACAACUACCUGCUGUCGCUGUACGCCCGUGGCCAGCCUGCCUCACUGCUGGCUUACCUUGAGCAGGCUGGAGCCAGCCCACACCGUGUGCAUUACGACCUCAAGUAUGCGCUGCGGCUCUGUGCCGAGCAUGGCCACCACCGUGCCUGUGUCCAUGUCUACAAAGUCCUGGAGCUGUAUGAGGAGGCUGUGGACCUGGCCCUGCAGGUGGACGUGGACCUGGCCAAGCAGUGUGCAGACCUGCCCGAGGAAGAUGAGGAACUGCGCAAGAAGCUGUGGCUGAAGAUUGCACGGCAUGUGGUGCAGGAGGAAGAAGAUGUGCAAACAGCCAUGGCCUGCCUGGCCAGCUGCCCUCUGCUCAAGAUUGAGGAUGUGCUCCCCUUCUUUCCUGACUUUGUCACCAUUGACCACUUCAAGGAGGCUAUCUGCAGUUCCCUUAAAGCCUACAACCACCACAUCCAGGAGCUACAGCGAGAGAUGGAAGAGGCCACCGCCAGUGCCCAGCGCAUCCGGCGAGACCUGCAGGAGCUGCGGGGUCGCUACGGCACUGUGGAGCCCCAGGACAAAUGUGCCACAUGCGAUUUUCCCCUGCUCAAUCGCCCUUUUUACCUUUUCCUCUGUGGCCACAUGUUCCAUGCUGACUGCUUGCUACAGGCCGUGCGGCCUGGCCUGCCUGCAUACAAGCAGGCCCGGCUUGAGGAGCUGCAACGAAAGCUGGGGGCUGCUCCACCUCCCACUAAGGGCUCUUCCCGGGCCAAAGAGGCUGAGGGUGGGGCUGCCCCUGGGGGACCCAGCCGGGAACAGCUCAAAGCUGACCUGGAUGAACUGGUAGCCGCUGAGUGCGUCUACUGUGGGGAGUUGAUGAUCCGCUCUAUUGACCGGCCCUUCAUCGACCCCCAGCGCUAUGAGGAGGAGCACCUCAGUUGGCUGUAGAAAGGUGUUGCGCCUGAUAUGUGGGCAGGCAGUGGGAGGCAGCUACUUGCUCCCUCUUGUUAAGACUACAUACACUGUAGUGUGUGCACAGUCAUCUGGAGAUUGCUGGCCGUGACUGUGUUGGGGCAGUGGAAUUACAGCUGUUGCCCAUGAAGUGUCUGCUGUGAGUACAUUCUGCCAGCUGCCUGUGCUGUUCGUCACACCUGCCUUAGAGUUGCUGUCAUGCCAGCCCAUCAGCCUGCCUCCCAGUAAGGGCCUGAGCCUUGAAAAGUGAGAAAUCCAACCCCAUGCCCUCCACCCCGUAUCUAACAGCUCUUUUUUUCCUUUUCACUCCUGACAUAUAUCCUGUUUAUCUUCUAGAACGAGAGUCUCAUUGUUCCUUUUCACUCUGUGCCUCUUCUCCCUCAAAGGAAGACCUCCCUUCUGUCUGCCUUUGGUCCUAGAAUUGGAGAGGUAGCCCCUCCACUUCUGGGGUAUUAGGGUAUAGGUGGUACUGAGGGUGGUCGAUGAGGGGGUGCCUGGAGAAGAGGGCCUCAUGGAGAACAGUGGGAGUAGAGAGCAUUCAACUGUGCUGCCCUGGUGGCUCUAGAGCUGAUAGUGUGUUGCUGCUGGGCUGAGUGGUGUGUAGUGAUCUCCAGGAGGGGCUGGGGUGCCAGACGGAGACUGCCAGGGACCCUUACUCCUUUAUUUGGAGAUGAGGCAGAAUGGUCACCCCUUUUUCUGUUCGCUUCCUUGUCCCUCCAUUCUCUCCUCUCUGACCCCAGGCCUCAGUUGGUAAUUUCGCUCCAAGCUCCUAAAUCACAGAGAAGGAACUGUUCUUCCCUUUGGCCAGCAGGUGGUGCUGCUCCCCGCACAACCCUUCACACUCGGGCUGCUGGGGGCACUGACUUCUCAAGGCACUUACUGCGCCAGUGCUGCUUCUGUCUUCUCUUCCUAUUUGUCCCAAGAAUUUUCUGGUGUCUCCACGACCUAGCCAUGAAUCUCAGCCCCCAACUCGUCUCCCUCCCAUAGCCCUUACACAUGCUAGAUUUUGCUUACCACUCUCUAUGCCAGCUUGGAUCCCUGCAUUCCCGGCUUCUGUCUGACUUUGAUACUGCCCGGCCACUCUCUGGCACUUAGCCAUAACGCUGAGGUCCGACAUGGAGGGGAGACUGCCACUGCCUUGGCAUUUAGCAGAUGUGUUUUCUCCCCAUCUAGCGGCUGUGGCCUGCCCCUCCCUCCAGAUUAUACUUCUUUCGUUGUACCGGAGGCUAAGCCUUAGGGAGUUGUGGCCUGGGGCCUGCCUGUGACAUCAGCUGGGCACCCUUUGCUCUGUGGACUGGUGUUCAUAGUCCACCGACCUGCUCUAUGGGUGUGGUCUAUCAGCUGUCCAGACUGAAACAAAAUAAUGAGUGUUCCUGGAAUCAGGCUGGGGUCAGGCCACCUGGCCGGUAACUGCAGGCUCCCUUCUCCCUGCAGCCUCAUCCUCCUGCAGGACUUUUAUCUCCGCGGUCCCUGUGAAAUCUUGAGCUGCUGAAUGCCCCAGUCGCUGGAACCACAGGGUCUCUUCAUGGCCUCUCCCAACAGAAGCUAGCAGCAGCCCAUCUCCGAUGGGCCUCAGACUUUCCAUCUUCCCCAGAAGCCCAGAGUGGAAGCACUGGGAGGAUGGGGGCCUGCGGGAGUAGAGGGAAGGCUUCCUAACCCUGCUCCCUGCCCACCGUUGAGGGAGAUUUGGAGCACUCUCCCGUUCCCUUCUCCCCACGGAGCCCAAGACUUCCUUCAGAUUUAGAUGUGCCCGGUGGCGGGCCUAGGGCCCUGGCCCCCGCUGACCGAACUAGAGGGAAAACAUUGGCCUGCCACCGGCGUUGUCACUUGUUACUUAGAGCAGCUUGGGGCUUCUGUCUCGGCACAUAAUGGGUCCCUGAUACAUGUUAGUUAAACAAACACUGCCCUGGUGCUCCCGCCUCCCAGAGGACUUGGCUGAGACAGGCUGGGAUGCCCCUGCCCCUUCUGUCCUCUCUUAGGCCUGCCCAUCUGGUCCUAAGCUGCUUCCCCUUUCCUGGAAAAAGGCCCCUGGCUUCCCUGGCACUGAUAGAAUGGCGUUCCGUUGAGUCAGGGCAACGGGAAGUCUCUGCUCUUAGAUCCCUGGAAACCUAGCAAGGUCUGGAAUGGAGGGGAGAGAGAAGGCCCUGAGGGCCUUGGCCCUAAGCCUGCGGGAGGGUCAGGAUGGAGUGGUGUGGGGGAGCAACUGCAGCGGGCAGGGGCCAAGAUGAAUGAGCUGCUCCUGGAGCGGUCACUGGAAAUAGGAGUGGCCCACAGGCAGUGACACUGGGAUCAGGGCAGGAGGCCUGUAAACAAGGAAGCCACCUGGGGGAGACACAGGGCGGCCACUGGUCCUGGGGAGCAGGUGCUUCCUGAGGCCCGCCCUUGAGAGGGCCCUGGGGGGCCACUCAGCCCAGUCGACAGUGGGCACUAGGGAGCGCUGUCUGCUGGCUUCCUGAACCCACGGGCUCCCUUCCACAGCUUCUGAGGGAGUGGCCAUCUGAGGGUGUGCCGGAGUAGCCCCAGCGGAGUAGCACCACAGUUGAAGUCCCGGGCUGCCAGCCUCCCCUCCCUGACCCCGAGGUAGACUGGCCAAGGGCAAUAUCCCUGCCAGGCGGGCACAGAGCCCGGUUAGCCUGGAUGUGAGCUCAUUCUCCCAGAACCUCCAAUUCCCGCAGUACCUGCCCCUCCCCCCAGGACUGGGUUGCUAGCUGGAUGGGCAUCAACCCCAUUGGUUGGGAGGGGGCUCCAAGGCCGCCAGGCUCCAGGCUGCCCUGGGCGCUGCCCCCCUGGCGCCAGGGAAACAAAAGGUUAGGGGGCCCAGAGGGAGUUAUCUGGCCCCACCAACAACUGGGGGGAGGGGGCCGACAGGGGGCACACCUCCUCCCACUCCCCCAGCUCUGCAGAUUCUUCGAGACACUUUCACAGGCGGAAAUUCCCAGAGGUCAGAGGAGGGAAACGGUUAAUUCCUUUUAUUCAAUGGGUCCCCCCUACACGCCUCCCCCCAACUUCCUCCCUCCACUUCCCGCCCCCCCUGUGUGAACAGGAAGUGGAGAGGAAAAGGCUCUGAGCAGAGCAGCUGGGAGCAGGAGGCAGGGAGUGGGCGGCAGGCUUGAUGCCAGCCCUGCCCCUCACGGUUACUUGCUGGAGGGCCAGAUCCACUGUGACCUGGGAAAGAACCUGCAGCCCCGCUGGCCAGUGGCAGCGGAGCUGGGAAACAGCCUAUGAUUGAGUCCCUCCCCUCAGCCUGCUCCCAGGUCAGUGGCAGCUGGCUCAGGGUGCGAGGCAUCCUCUACCCCAACUCAGCUGCCCUUGCCAGCGCAGCCCCACCCCACCCCCACUGCCAGGCUGGGCAUCCUGAGGCUGGCAGGCAUCUCUUCAGGCAGCCGCCAGUCCUGGCACCAGCUCCAGCCACUGAGCCCCUUGGCCCUGCCAGUUCUUUGAAGCUCAUGCGGCGCUUCCUGUUUGGGGCGGGCGAUGCCAGGGCCCCUCCCCCACCAUUGUUCUGUAGAGACCAUAGGUCCAUCUGUUGCCCCAUGGUGGGGCCCCUAGGCAGUGCCACACGGGAGCAGCACCACAAAGGACCCUGCUGGCAGCUUUGCUUAUGUGGGGUGAGGGUAGGCCCUGCAGCAAGUUGAAGAUGAAUGGUGGGUCAGAGAAGGCCUGCGGUGGGCAGCAGGAUAGACGGAAGAUGCUAGAUAGUUCUAGUUUGUGGGCAGCUGGAGCCCUCAGCUUUCUCCUCCACCUGGAGCAUGGAGAUGAGGUUAUUCAGUGAGCUAUGCGAGCUGAAAUCACCAAGAGGGACGCUAUUCUUAUGCCCAGGUUCCAAAAGGGAAGACGGAGGCAGAGAGGCAAACUUUGGUCUAGGAUAGCCAAUAAAAGGGGCACAAGCCAGGUUUCUUCUUCUUUUUGGUGGGACCCUCGGGGAACGAACCGGCGCUGCAGAGGCUACGGGCAGCCUCGCAGCCCAGCACUCAACCGCUGAGGCACCAGGGGAGGCCCUAGUUUUCUUCUUUCAAGAGGAUUCACCCCUACUUGCUGAGCUGAUUGGAUGAUCGGAUGCUUUCUGAGGGAGGGAUUUACCUAUUCCCAGCUUUUGCCUUGAAGUAUCCCUGGUAUCGCGCUGAGCAGCGAGAACCAUGAAUGUUAUCAUGGGAGGUUAGGGUGGCCCUAGGUUGGCCAUCAGCAACUCACAUCCACUGAGAACAAACCUGGGCAGCCUGGCAAAAAAGGAGAAGAGGCACUAGCCUGGCCCCCAGGAAGGUGGGUGCUGCUCCCAGUUCCCAAGCUGCUGUGGCCAAAGGUCUGUGUUUCCCAGGUGCAAAGGCAGGUGCUAUGUGUCUGCAGCGCGCCUCCUCUGCCGUGCCUGAUCUCGCAGCUCUGAUCUGAGACCUGCUUCCUCCCGGCAUUGCCACAGAAAUACAGCCACAGUCUACCCACUUCCCUCACCAGAGCCUCUGGCUUCUCUCACCAGCCCAGGACUUGAACUGCCAGAUCAGCCUCCCAGAAGGUCAGAGUUGCAGAGACCUCACUGAGAGGCCAUAGAGUGCAGUGGAGCUCUUGUCUAAAUAAAAACUUGCAGUGAUAUCCAGUACCUGAAAUUGAUAUGCACAAUUUCUUUGGUGGAAACUAGGGUGGGGGGGUACACCCCUAUUCACUGACCUUUCCUUUCCUAUCACAAUCUGUGGGUGCCAGGAUGCCCAGGAACCAGUCUGGAAACCACUGAGCUGCCAAUCCCGCCUCCUGAUUUUACAGAGGCUGGAUCUAAAAGGACAAAUUGGUGACUGGCCCUAGCUCCAUCCUGAAUCCUGUCUCUUCUCCAUGGGAUUCUGCACCCAUCGGCAGUGACCCCAUGCCCGCUGGCAGCCAAGCGUUGUCCUAGACCCUUCUCUGCUCUGGUUCUCCAUCUCUAGCCAAGGUGCGCUGAGCUGAGGCGGUGUGGAAAGAGCAAGUGCAGGUUUCUGCUCUGCCACUUAGCAGCUGUCAGUUUCAUCAUAUCCUGGGAACCUCAAGUUCUUCCCUUGUAACGUGACGUUGAGAAGCUCCAGUGUAGCUCAGGAGGGCAGUCCCACAUCUGCAGUUAGCUCAAGGCCUGGCCCCUGAGCAGUUCCUGCCUACUGCCUUGUCUUCCCCUUCACUCUGCACCUCAUUCUUUCAGGUUGGGACCCUGGCUUGUGUUUUGUCUUGUCUUGGCUCUUCCCUCCUAAACCCCUUUGAAUGCCUCGUUGGGAAUCAGUGUGGAAUUGGAAUCAGUGUGGAACUGGAAGAGGGGCUAACUUGAUUUUCUGAUUUCUCAAAAAAUGGUGAUUUUGAGGAGAGACGUUCUGGAUGAGCCCAGAAGAGGAAGCCCUUCGGCAUAUAGAAUAUGGUCACUGAGCUGGCACAGGAGGGACACCUUGGGACACAGGGUCUGGGUUUCCUGGGGGAGAGGGCACUAGUCUCGUUGCAGGGUCCAAUAGGAUAGACUGAGGGAACUGGACCAGGCAAGGCUCCUUUGCCAGCCUGUUCUCAUGGUCCAGCCCUGAGUUUACACAACAGCCUGGCUGACUGGCUGGCUGGCACUCCCCUGGGAGCCUCAGAAAGUCCCCCUUGUCCCCCUUUGACCUUUGACCCCUUGGGCCUGCUGCAGGCCAGAAUUCCAGGCAGCUGUCUCUCUUUUAUCUUCUAUUCCUGGCCAUUUCCCUUUGAAGCUGGGAUUCACAGACACCCAAGCCCCCCACCUUACAGUUCAUCCUUUCACAUGCUCUUGGGUGCAGACCAACUACAGCCUCCUCUGGGGCAGCUCCCGCCAUGAGCCAUGGGGACUCUUGGCCAUAAGCCAACAGGACCUUUGGAGUCUGGCUGGCUGAAGGGCCUAAGCCUUCCAGGAGAGAGCCCCCCAACAAGGGCUCCUGGACUUCAGACAUCUUCCCAGGUGCCUUGCCAGGCUAGUCCAUCCCUGUCCCAAACAAAGUCAGGUGAAGUGGGGGCCAGUAGACCAAGCCUCCUUCCCUCGGGGCAUCCUCUAAGCAGUGAAGUCGGAAGAACCCUUGCUACAGUUCCGCAUUCAAUCGUGCUGCGCCUCAUGCCAUUCAGUUUCACAAUCAAAUAAUUCCCUUUGGUUUUCUAGCGGAAUUUUUGCUUUUAGUUUUUAGGGUUUCUUGGCUUUUCUUUUUUUAAGAUAAUCAGUCUAAAUUUGUCAUCGCACAUCCCCCAUUUCCGCCCCAAAGGGCCUCCUUUUCAUCCCCUGAAAUCUGGAAACUAAUGUGUGGGCAGAAACCCCCCAGCAUCCCCCAUGGCACCGCGGCCCAAACUUGCCUCGGCAGGGGCAGCCUGUUAACUGGGGAAGAGUCUACACUCCAGGCUGGGGCUGGAAAGGGAGUUUCUCUUUGGACCUUCCCAGCUCAAGCCAUGGAGAAGCCGUGUGGUCUGGUGGUUAGGGCUGGAACAUAUGGGUUCUGUCCCCAGUAAUCUCUUUGACUAACGACAGCAGCUCGGGAAAGUCCCCUUGCUAUCCAACAGACUCAGUUUCCCCACCAGCUGAGGGGCUCAGACCUUUUUACCAGCUAGCUCAUCUUCUACUUGCCUUGUUAAAAAAUCUUUGAUCCAAUUUUUUUUUUUGCUUGUCGCUUAUGAACUGUGUGACCUUGACAAACUACUUAAUCUUUCUAAACCUCAAUUUCCUCAUCUAUAAAUUAGAGACCAUUACUCUACCUCCCUACCUCCUGGUUGUUGUUAGAGUUAAAUAAGAGAACAUUCUCAGAUGCCAAGGGCCAGGCAUGCUUUAAAAGCUCAACAAACAGCAGUUGUUAUUGUUAAUAAUAAGUAGAAAUUGGUAGAGGUAGGACUGUGUUUGCAGCAGGCACUUUUGUGAGACCUGGCUUGCCUGCCUCUGCCUUUCGUGCUCAGGCUGCCUUGUCCAGACCUUCCUUGGGCCGCCUCCAGCUCUAGAAGGGGCAGGGAUGUGUUACCAGUCCUUGUGGAUCAGGGCUGCGGCCAGGCUUCUGUCCCUGUCUCCAUGACGACCCCAGCCCCUCCCCUCCUUCCUUCCUCAGGAGCUGUUUACUGUAAACAGCUGUCCCUGCUCAGCCCUAGCUGAUCCCGCCCAGGGCCAGCCAGACCCUCUCUGAACUGGGGACUGGCUUGAUAUAUGGAGUUCUAGGCAUUGCAUCUUGGCUCUGCUUCGCCUUCUUGACUGUAGGGGAUGAGAAGGGGUGGGGGAGGGCCUAUCACCUCAGAUAGGGCAGCUAGUUGCUCAGAGACAAGGAGUAGAUGGGGCAUAAUGGAGAAGGACAGGCUGAGAGACUGGGAGAGAGAUCUCUGACUUGACCUUAUACUGAUCUGGGUUCAAAUUCUGGCCUGGAUUUGUUUACUGAGACCUCGGGCUAGUCAUUCUCUAAGCUCCGCUCACUUGAUUGAUUUGUAAAAUGGAGAUAAUAGCACCUUCCUCAGAGGAUUGGUUACUUGUAGAUUGGUGAUAAUGUGUGUACAUUAUCGCAGUAUGUUGCUAGCCUGCAUUGGUGUGGCUGGAUUUAUCAUCUCACCUCUCAGGGAUACGCGUGCUCAGGAACCUAGCAAGAGGCCCUUCCUGUUUCUCCGAGACACACAUCGGUCACAUACGCCUACAUGUGCGUGUCUCUGCACAAAGCACGGAUAGCUGUACACAUAGCAAAUGCACACAAGGCAGGUAAUGAAAUGAAACUUCACAAGGUCUGAGGCCUAAGAGAAUCUCCAUGAAGGAAUAAGGGGCAUCUAUCUACCUAUUUCCUAAGUGCAAGUGCAUGCCUGGGCCUCAGUGAGCCCACGUCAGAGCUGGGGCAACUGUAUGUUGCGCUAGCACCAAGUCAACCCCUCUGCCUCCACUCAGAUCCCAGGGGCACGCCCACUCUCCUGUCCAGCCGAUCUCAGCGCAUGAAUACAGGAGCGGUUAGUUUCCUGGUGGUCAAGAUUUCGGGGCAAGAUGUGGGGUUCCUGGCUCCCAGAUGGGCUACACUGCCUUCUUGGAACUUCCAGCUUCCUUGGAAGUGCCGGGUACUUAGCGGAGCCUUCAGGAGUGGGUUUUAAACAUGCCACUCCUCUUCCCACCAGAGCCAGGGUAGGUUGGUUUUAGGCCGGGGCAUUCAUCAAUUUGAGUCAUUCCCCACAGGCCCAUGAGUAAGUGUGGCUCUGAAUUUCCAGAACCCCCUCCACACCCCACCAAGAUGCCUGUCGGGGUCUUCCAGGGCUGGGCCCUUGAGUCCCCAGGUGCAACCCUGGGGUUCCGCCUUGGGCUCGGUUUUCUCCACAGGGAGUAACAGCUGGAGCCUUGUGGGCUUAGCUGACUCUGCUGCCUCCACGCCCCUUGGUAAAAAACGAGGCCUAACUUUGGAGUUUCUGUCCUUACCCCUGCUUGGGCUACAUGAGAAAGGAGAGGCACCCCCAGUACUGAAGUCAGCUCAUGGACAGUGCUGGAAAUCCCCCACUUCUUACCUUGGAUGGUUGAGGAAACAGCCUCCCGGCAGAGGGCCGCCUCCCGCCAGGGACUUUUCUCCUGGGGGUGACAGCAUUCAGGGCAGCUACAGGGACCCCAGCGGCACUUCAGCCAACUUGGGAGUGAGGGGAGUGUCAUACACGAUCACUCUCUCCCUUGCAGGGAGCACGGCAGCUAGAAGUCCUAGCACCCACCUGCACCUUAAGUAGGCCUGAGAAGACAGGCAAGGACAUGGGAGGCCACAGGGGCCAGCGGUGGCCAGGAAGGUCCACCCUGCAGGUGGCAUCCAGGAGUCAAAGUGGACCUAAGUGCUCUGCACCCAGGGUUCUCCCUUCUCUCCCCCAUGCCCACUUCCCUCACCCACCACCCAAUCUGAGACCAACUUGUUAUAGGAUAUAAAGCCCUCAGCAGUCCCCCAAGAUGGUGGGCUCCAAACUUUUUUUGACCAUGAAUACUCUUGUGUAGAUUAUACACGACAGCCAGACACAUGGUAAACAUUAUUAAAGAAUAAGUCUAGAAAGAAAUCUGAAGGUCUAAAAAGAAUAAAUGAGAUAAAAAAAUAAGUCUAAAAAGAAAUCCUUCUCUCUCUUCCCAUUCCUCCACACCCCCCCCUCCCCCACUCUCUGGAGAUGGCCUUGCUCACUCCUGUACGCAGCCCACUGGGGCACCCACCACACUAUCAGAUAAAGGCAGGGGAGCCUCUCUGAAGGGACCAUCCACCUCGCAGGAGGGUACAGGGUGUAUGUGUGUAUGUGGGGGGGGGUUGUUAAUACAUAGCAAACCACAAACGACUGCGUAAGUCACCUCUGGAAUCUUCUACUGUUAACUUGAAAAGAAACUUGGUCAUCAAAGUCCAGGCCCUACCACUGCAGUGGUGGUUAUUCCACAGCUGCUCCACCCCCGCCCCCUAUAACCCAGACAACCUGUCCCUCGGACCGCAUAAAUGUAGGAAAGCAUUUAUCAAGGAAGAAUGCAUCAUGUGUGUAUGUGUGCGCACUUGUGUGUGUGCAUGUUGUAUGCAUGUGCAUGUUUUCAUGCACACAUGUGCAUGUGAACCUCGGUCGUGUCAUUCAAGCAAACUGCUCGGGAGACAGCCUCUGCUUGCUGGGUCUGCUGGUUGUGGAGACCUCACUCAGGUCACACAGAUCCUGGGACACCUGCCAUCGGUCCCCCUCACCUGAGUCAUAAGAGCCCCUGAUGUUGAACCAUCCUCACAACGUAACUGUGGGGGCAAGUGGGUGAGGUGGUUGUCAAUCUGUCUGUAUCAGAGGAGGGAGCCCAAGAUGCAAAGAGGGGAGGGGAGGAAACUGCCCAGUCACACAAUUCCACAGAGUUGCGUCUCCUGCAUGUUCCCACCCCCUCAGGCGUCUCUCCCUGUGUCCUGCCACCAGAAGCUGCCCCACCAGCAGCCAGGUAAGCCCAGGGCUAUCUCCUUGUCCUUGGCAAUGUGGUCUAGUACAUGGGACAACCCUUUUAGCAGGGAGCAGGGGCCCCACAGGUAACAAAAUGAUGGGGCUCUGACUUUAGAGCCAGGGCCAGAGCUGCUCUGUGCCAGGGCCAGGGCCUCCUCCAUUCAAAAGCUCAGUCCUACAAGGGUAGUAGGGAAGGCUCAUUCUCCAGCCCCCUCCUCCCUCACUGACAGCUGUAAUCUGCUUGGGAAAAUCUCUUUUUUUUCCGCACAGGAAAAAAUAUUAGUUGUCCCGAUAACAAGGAAAACAAAAUCCAGCGCAGGGCAUCAGAGACUUCCUGAGGCGGGAAACAAUGUCCAGGGAGCAGAGUGGAGAAGCCUGAGCAGGGAGGCUGAGGGGAGCGAGGAGGAGAGAGGACACUGGUCCAGGCCUAUCCGGCGGGCGGGGGAGGGGGAUGACAGAUCGAGGAACUUGGAAAAAAGAUUUCCCCCCCAAAACCUUGAAGUCUGGGCUCUGGAGCUAUAUCCGGGAAAUGAUUCAGGACCAGAGCAUGUCCCUGAACGGGAUCAGGCCCCAUCGGCUCAGGUGCUGCGUCUACCUCUCUUCCCUCCCAUCCCCAGCCAGUUGUCCAGGGUGCUGU
Talpa occidentalis (Iberian mole) is the source of this 13757-nucleotide messenger RNA. RefSeq names its product VPS18 core subunit of CORVET and HOPS complexes (gene VPS18). Gene Ontology annotation, cellular component: HOPS complex; endosome. Gene Ontology annotation, biological process: endosome organization; intracellular protein transport; lysosome organization. NCBI's taxonomy places the organism in Eukaryota, Metazoa, Chordata, Mammalia, Eulipotyphla, Talpidae. The transcript has 5 exons. Gene Ontology annotation, molecular function: protein-macromolecule adaptor activity. The record is from RefSeq and is a predicted model, not a curated record. The coding region runs from base 317 to 3238 and encodes 973 amino acids.